Messenger RNA from Ornithodoros turicata, 846 nucleotides. RefSeq lists its product as uncharacterized. Bases 144 to 812 code for a protein of 222 amino acids. The record is from RefSeq and is a predicted model, not a curated record. Gene Ontology annotation, molecular function: amine binding. The transcript is spliced from 5 exons. NCBI's taxonomy places the organism in Eukaryota, Metazoa, Arthropoda, Arachnida, Ixodida, Argasidae. Gene Ontology annotation, biological process: symbiont-mediated perturbation of host defenses.
UGAUGGAUUUCCACAGACCUCAAUAGACUGAGCCAUUAAUAGGAAAAUGGAAAUUGCCUGACGUAGCUGAAAUCACCCUGCAUAAAUAAAUGCAGCGGCGGAGGCCACUGAGAAUCUCAUGCGCCAGGUGAACACCUGUUAACAUGGGUCUUAAAGCGGUGGUAGUGCUCGUGGUGCUGGAAGGGCUCGCCGUUGUCGACCUCACAGAGGCUCUUAGCGCGGACGAUAUGGCAGGCUCCCUGUGGAUCAACGGGGUGUCCUGGGGCCUAUGUAGGAAUGCACCGCUGCCCAGAGAUGCCAUCAAGAUGAUGACCACUUCUAACCGGUUUUAUCUCAUCUUAGCGGCUUACAAAUCGUGGCAAGAUAACGAGCCAGAAUUAUGCACUCAUAUGAUCCUCCAUAAGAAGAAUGACAAGAGCCUGCACUUCAAGAAGUAUUCCCACUGGCGUGGAGAAUGGGCUGAGGACGACAGGUAUUUCAACAUGGAUCUACCGGCUAAUUCUAAAGUCAAGAGCACCAUGGUAUCCACUUUUGACCCAGACUAUCCCCAGUAUGGAUGGAAUUACACGCUGUUGUUCGCAAAGGAGGGCGUUUGUUUUGUGCUUCGUAACCUUGGCAACCGAGCACCUGGAUCACCCACACCAAGCAAACCCUUCGACUGUGAGCUUUGGACCGCAACUGACUAUUCCCACAACCAUUGGGAGGCGUGCAGCGAAGUCUUCCAGAAAAACUGCGUUGGAGGUCACCGUUCACCGUUCAAAAAGGACGUGUGCUGCAGUCGUAUCGGUCCACAGAGGCCAAAAUGGUGCUAGAAGUCAAACAAUAAAUGGCUUGGCUUACUCUUGA